Octodon degus (degu) is the source of this 558-nucleotide messenger RNA. RefSeq names its product LYR motif-containing protein 2. NCBI's taxonomy places the organism in Eukaryota, Metazoa, Chordata, Mammalia, Rodentia, Octodontidae. The transcript has a single exon. Bases 1 to 267 code for a protein of 88 amino acids. The record is from RefSeq and is a predicted model, not a curated record. Gene Ontology annotation, cellular component: mitochondrion.
AUGGCCGCCUCCCCCCUCCCCCCAGGCGCGCUGACCCUGAAGCAGUUCCUGAGAAGGCAGCAAGUCCUCCUCCUCUACAGAAGGAUUUUGCAAGCAAUUCGGCAAGUUCCAGAUGCAUCUGACCGCAAAUACCUGAAGAACUGGGCAAGAGAAGAAUUCAAAAGAAAUAAGAGCGCCACAGAAGAGGAUACAAUCCGGAUGAUGAUUACCCAAGGCAAUAUCCAGCUAAAGGAGUUAGAAAAAGCACUUGCAUUAGCAAGAUCUUAACUCUAGCAUUCUUCUCAAGUCAUGUUUUGUUGAGGUUAGGCUUAAUGGACAGCUCAAAGCCAAGUCGAACUGUUAGUGUGUACAGUACUCGGGCACAACUUCAGACCAAAGUGGAGCAUAAGUGUCAGAGCAAAGAAAAGCAGGAUGAAACCGCUCCUUUAGAACUGAGAAAUGUAAAUGAAUUCUGAAAAUGUGUCAGCAGUUUUCAUAAGAAACAACAACUAGGAGCCGGGGAGAUGGCUCAGUGGAAUAAGUACUUCCCUGGCAAGCGCCAGGGCCUGAGUUCAAUCC